Molecule: messenger RNA, 2276 nt
Organism: Nematostella vectensis (starlet sea anemone)
Lineage: Eukaryota; Metazoa; Cnidaria; Anthozoa; Actiniaria; Edwardsiidae
Product: lysosome membrane protein 2
Exons: 2
Coding region: 1-1707 (568 amino acids)
Cellular component (GO): membrane; cytoplasm
Molecular function (GO): scavenger receptor activity
Source: RefSeq, a predicted model, not a curated record
AUGGGUACCAGAGCCUCAAGACUUCUCUCGUCCAGUGACGCUCAGACAAAAAGCCGUGACGAGCGAAGCGAAGAAGGGUACCGAUGCCAGGGAGCAGUGCCUAAAGCCGUAACCAAAACGGAAGACAAAAUUAUCAACAACAAAUCAAAAGCUAAGGGCAAGCGAAUGCUUAUAUGUGAAAACAAAAAGUCUGUGCUUUUAGGUGUUUUCGGGAUAACGCUUAUUCUAACGGCGGCGUUGAUGAAAUAUGGCGUCGACCAGAUGUUGAAAUGGCAGUUAAAGAAGAACGUCCCCCUUAGACCUGGAACCACCGACCGCUACAAGCAGUGGAUAUUUCCGACCGUUCCUAUCCACAUAGAGUUGUACGUAUUCCACGUCGUUAACCCCGAUGAAGUCAGGUCCGGUGCGACACCAGUGAUUCGAGAGCUCGGUCCAUACACAUACAGGGAGUACCUACUAAAGGAGAAUAUCACAUUUAAUCAGGACGAGACCCUGGUAUCAUACAACCAGAAGAAAUGGUAUGUGUUUACCCCGGAACUGUCGUGCUCAGGCUGUGACCCCGAGGCGGAUAGCGUGACCACGGUUAAUAUUGCUUAUGCAAUCAUGACAGAAGUGGCCAAAAGCUACUCCAGGAUUGUCAGGGUGGGUAUAGACGCCUUGCUAAAGUACGAAAAGGAACAUUUGUUUAUGACUAGGACGGUGCGAGAAGUGCUAUGGGGGUAUGACGACCCGCUCUUUGCGGAGUUCUCUAAGCUCAAGGACAUGUUUAACUUAAAGUUCCUACCGGAAAUCUCGCCUUUGAUAACAAUGGAGUACAACGAAACUUAUGAUGGAAUAUCGACUGUAAAUACGGGAACAAAAAACAUGGAUCGGACUCUGGACUGGAUUGCGUGGAAAGGACAAAGCUCAAUGGGUCUUUGGAAUUCUUCUUAUGCAAAUAUGAUCAACGGAAGCGACGGGACACAAUUUCCCCCAGGAAGUGGCCCUGGGGAUACUCUGUACUUCUUUUCCACAAAUCUCUGCCGCUCUAUUUAUCUGAAAUUCGACUCGGCUAAAAAAAUGAAGGGGAUUCCGGUAAAUCGUUACACGACGCCCGCCAGCCUCUUUAAGAACUACACUGAAGUUUCCAGCAACCGGGAUUUCUGUCUCGGACGCUGCUAUCCGGACGGGAUCUUGGCCGGGUCCCAGGACUGCACCCCCUCGACCGUGACCUCGCCCAUCGUCAUCUCAACCCCACAUUUCCUCCUGGGAGACCCCCAACUCCGGACGCAAGUAAAAGGACUAAAACCGGACAGAGAAAAACAUGGCCUGUACAUAUCUAUAGAACCCACCACAGGUAUCCCACUACAGGCUUUGAUCAGACUCCAAAUUAAUGUAUUCAUACAGUCCGUGCUUGGGAUCAGCGAGACAACAGGUAUCCCACAAGCCUUCGUGCCAGUCAUGCACUUCAGCAAUAACGCCAGCGUUGACGACUCUACGGCAAGGACACUAAGAGAAGGCCUGGUCGUCCAGUUACUGGUGGCCAAGUACGCUGAGAUGGUGGUGUUCGCCCUGGGGGGAGUGUUUAUCUUGGCUGCGAUAGGCUUAACCGUGCGCCACGUAAGGCGGCGUAAGAUACGGGAAGCCUGUGGUACCGAGUCAUACGACAAUGUGGGGCCUACAGAUAGGCUGAUUGACAACAACACUAAACAGUACCAAACGAUAUAGUUCGCUAUAGUUAAUCGCCAGUUAAUAGUUAACACAAGUCGCGCGCCGGCUACACGAUCCGAUCCGCGUUCCAAUCCGGGUUUUGUAGGUGCAGUACCAGUCUAGGGUGUUACACCAAAUAAACAGUACCGCAGAAAGGGGUUUAGUCCCUCAUUUUCUCUUGAUGGACUAAACCUCUUCUGCGCCACAAUUCCCCUUAAAAACCACACACAAGGCUAAUAUAGCAAGUUAACUAGCUUUAUUGAGGAAACAGUCAAGACUUGAUUGACUUUGAUUUUCCCGAAGAAUCACGAGGGCCUGAUUCUUAUCUUGGUUCGUCUGUGGACAGACACAAGCGCGUAGCGCAGAUCCACCAAAACUGCUGCAUCCCCUACCGCCAUCUCCAAACCUCAUCCCCUAACCUUGUGAAACACUUCCCAUAUUUCCCGCAUUACAAGGGAAGGAAUUCCCUUUUCCUAUUACCGCUAGGUAGAUAUUGCACAAUCACUUCAGGAAACUAUAUAAGAUAAACUUUAGCAUCGUUUUAUUAAUUUUGCAGAGAUAAAUUUUACAGACUCAAACAUCAUAAA